This is a messenger RNA of Microdochium trichocladiopsis, 867 nucleotides long. RefSeq lists its product as uncharacterized. The coding region runs from base 41 to 637 and encodes 198 amino acids. The transcript has a single exon. Lineage: Eukaryota; Fungi; Ascomycota; Sordariomycetes; Xylariales; Microdochiaceae. The record is from RefSeq and is a predicted model, not a curated record.
AUGGGUCAAUUAAGGAAAGGACUGGACAUCAGGUUGAAAUAUGCGACAAGCCGCACCCGGUCGUGGCCAGCGUAGCACGAACAACCUGGGAGAACAAGGGGAGGUGGGGUGGACGGAGGAGGAAGAGGCUUACCAUUGUAGGACCCGGCAAGCAGAGGGUGUGUUCGACGGAGGGACAAGCAAGUACAUGUAUGUGUAUAGUAGUACAUCGGUCGACUGUGAAGAGGCGUCAAGAGCCGGGCACCGACCUUGCGCUCUGCGCUAUGCGCAUCCGGGAGGGUGUGCGAAGAGUGAAGGAAGGCCGGACGCUGGCCAGGGGAGCCAACGAUGUCCUCAGUUGCGGUAUGGAACCCACGUUGUCCCAAGGAUCAUUUGGGGGCUGUUGCUAACAAAAGAACCCCUGGGCCCGGCCACGAACAGCAAGCGGUUUCUGCUGGCGGGUGAAGUGGUGAUGAGCGGAGCAGAUGGCACUGACACGCUGCUCGAGUGUGUGCUAUUGCGCCGUGCUGAGGCACCGGGGCACGACACACCCCCACCGGUCGACACCGGUAAUCCGCAAUCGCCCGCGCCCAGGGCCGUGGCACUCGGCGAGAGGGACUGGCGAUGCGCAACAAAGCAAGGCUUCAGUGGCCGGUGAACGGUUGGUCUGACGGGGGAGGGCGUCGGUGGUCGUUUAGAGAACAAUGGGAUGGGGCACUAGACGCACUAGCUUAAGCACUAGCUCCCGCUGUGGAAUUGUAUGGAUCGGGGCCACGCACCGGGACCCGAGAAAAAGUGGAAAUGUGCAAAGGGUAGUGCGGCGCUGGUGGCGGCGGCCGGGAUGGUUGGUGGCGGCAAUAGUCUGGGCGGCCGACCGACGGGUGGGCA